Penicillium subrubescens is the source of this 1454-nucleotide messenger RNA. Its product is annotated as SIR2 family NAD-dependent protein deacylase. Gene Ontology annotation, molecular function: histone deacetylase activity, NAD-dependent; NAD+ binding. The coding region runs from base 336 to 1454 and encodes 372 amino acids. The record is from RefSeq and is a predicted model, not a curated record. The transcript is spliced from 2 exons. Lineage: Eukaryota; Fungi; Ascomycota; Eurotiomycetes; Eurotiales; Aspergillaceae.
AAGGAAUCAAAGGAUAUUUGUUCCAUUGCACAGAAAAUAAUUCCCGUUUCUAAGACAUUGACUACGACAAUUCAAUAUCGGUGGUCUGCCCAGUUGUUCUGGUCUGCCUUUAAAUUGCUCGUGGUGCUGAUUCCAACUCAACGUCAUUUCCCUCCACGAUCACUCUACGGAGUACUACGGAAUACUUCUUCAUACUCUCAAUUCAGCUAUCUUCCGCUCGUUGCGUUUGAACUGCUGCACUUUACUCCUGUGGCAGAGAAUACUGCUAGUGUGCCGUCACUAUUGGACGCCGUCGCAGACCCCGUCAUCCAAAGCAUCCUAGGCACUCUCGUGCUAUGGGCAACGAAGAGUCAAGCAUGGUGGAUGAUUCCACCCGUCCCUCGGUGCUGGAGGGACGCAAUGUGGAGGCCGUGGCCAAGUAUAUCAAAGAGCGCAAUGUCCAGCGUAUCGUUGUAAUGGUGGGAGCAGGUAUCAGUACUUCAGCAGGCAUCCCAGAUUUCCGGUCACCCGAUACCGGACUCUACGCCAAUCUUGCAUUUCUAGACCUGGAAGAGCCAGAGGAUGUAUUCGACAUUGGUUUCUUCCGACAGAACCCCAAGCCAUUCUACGCGCUGGCGCAUGAGCUCUACCCCGGGCGCUAUCGCCCCACUAUCGCCCAUUCUUUUAUCAAGUUGCUCUACGAUAAGGGUCUACUGUUGAAGCACUUUACGCAGAACAUCGACUGUCUCGAGCGCCAGGCUGGGUUACCUGGGGACAUCAUCGUUGAGGCUCACGGCAGUUUUGCGACACAGCGCUGCAUCGAGUGCAAGACGCCGUAUCCCGACGAGGAGAUGCAAAAAAAGGUCCAGCAUGGAGAAGUGCCGUACUGCUUGGUACCGCAGUGUAAUGGCCUCGUCAAGCCUGACAUUGUCUUCUUUGGCGAAUCCUUGCCCCCGAGCUUCUUCGAGAGCCGCGACCUGCCGGAACAGGCCGACCUCUGUAUCGUGAUGGGCACCAGUCUAUCAGUCCAGCCGUUUGCCAGCCUGCCUGUUCUGUGCAAACGGGGCACCCCGCGAGUGCUGAUCAACAUGCAGCAAGUCGGGGGACUGGGGUCCCGUCCAGACGAUGUACUCAUCCUUGGGGACAUUGAUGCCGGGGUGCGCAAGUUCGCAAAGGCUAUGGGAUGGGAGGAGGAACUCGAGGCUCUCUGGGAAGUGACUAAUCCCGAUCCCAAGGCGCGCGAAGCCGAGAAUGCGCCGGUGCCAUCUCGGGACGAGCGGCUCCGACAGGAAGUUGACCGGCUUACAGCGGAUGUUGAGCGCACACUCAACCUGACGGAGUCGUACCAGCAGCGCGUGCGGGAGAAACUGGGCGAGCCGAGCGAAUCUUCAUUUAUCAAAGUGGACUCGCAAGAACAGUCACGAGAAGGAGGACUGGACCAUGUGUUCCCGCACUUGGCGCGCGAAUCGCGUUGA